This is a messenger RNA of Vespula vulgaris, 4122 nucleotides long. Its product is annotated as glucose dehydrogenase [FAD, quinone]. The record is from RefSeq and is a predicted model, not a curated record. The transcript is spliced from 7 exons. Gene Ontology annotation, molecular function: flavin adenine dinucleotide binding; oxidoreductase activity, acting on CH-OH group of donors. NCBI's taxonomy places the organism in Eukaryota, Metazoa, Arthropoda, Insecta, Hymenoptera, Vespidae. The coding region runs from base 1798 to 3507 and encodes 569 amino acids.
AAAACAAAACAAAACAAAAAAAACUUGUAAAACUACAACGCAACAAAUGAAAUUCCGUCCACGUAACGAGUUUGUAAAGGAUAGAACUGCCAUACCUUCCAUUCGCAGUCUCUGGAAACGCUUCCAUGGAUUGGAAGCAGAAGGGAAGGCCGAAAGGAGGUGGAAGUUGUCGAAUAUUACAAGCGCGAUGGGAAUGGUACCGGUCUAGUCGGUUCUUGAUCGUGCCACCGUAAGCCACGAUUUUGUUCAAUCCGAUAGUGUCACUGAAAGGGUACAUACAUCGUUCCAAAUCAAAGGUCUUAGGUGUGUGUGUGUGAAAUAUCGGCCUUUAGAUAGCCGAUACGAAACAAGUCUAAAACGGCUUAAAGAUGAGCUGUAAUUGCCCUUUGACCACAGCCACUGGGCCAACAUUGGCCUCCACUUGUGGUGGACCAUCGUUUAUGCUUUUUAUGGGUCUCCUUGAAGUGUUCCUUCGAAGUCAGUGCGACCUUGAAGAUCCCUGUAAUAGACCUAUACCUCCGAAAAACGUAAAUAUGAGGUAAGCCGAUUGCUGUGCUCCGUUAAACGCAAUUACUAGCUAGGAUAUGAGUCAAGGACAAACGAAAGAACAUUACUCAUCUAAGAAUUCAUCGUUUUCUUUGAUGGUCAGCCGAUAACGAAAUAACUCGUUAAAAGAAGGCUAUCAUGUACAUAACUUAACUAUCUCACUUUUCUUCAAAAUGUACUAUGUACUUACGUAGAUAGAUAUAAAAAAGACACUUGCAAAUCAUUCUUCGAUCAUACCAAGGAACUCCCACCAUAUCUCGUUCUUUCGAAAAAUCUCGAGAAAGAAAAACGAAGGACGCUUCUGCGAUCUCACAACGAAGAUGAAGUUAAUUGUCACCUGGCACUGUUCACGUAAUACUAGCUGUGGAAAUUUUCUUCUUUUAACGAGACAACAACCUCUCUCUCUUUCUCUCUCUCUCUCUCUCUCUCUCUCUCUCUCUCUCUCUCUCUCUCUCCUUCUCUGUCUCUGUUCUGUCUAUGUUCUGUCUCUGCCUGUCUCUAUCUCUCUAUCUUUUUCUCCAUCUCUCCUUUUCUCCCUAUUUCCUUCUUUGUCUCCCUUCCUUUCUUUUCCUUUUUUCUCGGUCUCUCGGAAGUAAGCACUCAUGCACACGCAGCCAUGAAAUUCUUUCGUUGUGUACUCUUAAGAUGUGCUUCAGGGUAUUGUUUAGAUGAGUGAAUCUCUUCUUACAUCACGUCGAGACGGUGCAUCGAACGAGUAAUGUAAUACAGAAUAUGGUAUCAGCUCUUCGUAAGAUUCUUUGUUAAUAUGAACGUGAAAAAGGAAAGUGGAAAUAUUCAAGCGUCUAUCAUCGACGGUAUACUUGAAACGUAGAGUAGAUAGUUGACCUUGAUCUAACGAAUUUGUAGUACGCGUUUUCACUUUUUCUAACGAGUUCUCAAAGUGAAUAUUGCUUUGGUAUAACCGAUUAUAUCGUAUUACUCUGUGCCAGAAAAAAUAAUCAUUGAUUUGCUGUUUAUGCAAUAUGAGUUCUAAGUUCAUGAUUGCCAUCACCCCUUACGUUCACGUUAUACAAAUGAAUAAGAAAGUAUGUCAUUGACUGUAGAUAUGCGAUUACACAUGGGCGUGUACGUGUUAUUGCACUCGAUCGUAACAUUCCGUGACCACUCGAGAUGAUCAGCUAGCAAAGUCAUGGGAAAAUCACCUUUCGCCCAGCUGGAACAAAUCCAAUCCUUCGUUCAAUCCAAUUUCGUGUUCACGUUUCAUGAAGAAAUAAGAUCCUAACCGAUUACAUGAGAGAUCCUGCGGUAGACGAGGUAAUAAAGUACAAGAAGCAUUUGUACGAGAAUAUAUGUUUCGUUUUUAGAUACGACUUUGUGGUGAUAGGAGGAGGUAGUGCUGGAGCAGCAGUAGCAGCGAGAUUAUCAGAGGAACCAAGAUUUUCUGUAUUAUUGUUAGAGGCUGGUUUAGACGAGCCAACUGGUACACAAAUUCCAUCAUUCUUCUUCAAUUUUCUUGGAAGCGAUAUCGAUUGGCAAUAUAUGACGGAGAGCGAGGAUCAAGCAUGUUUGAAUAAAGACGAUAGAAAAUGUUACUGGCCAAGAGGAAAAGUUCUCGGAGGUACCAGCGUUAUGAACGGAAUGACCUACAUGAGAGGCUCCAGAAAGGACUACGACGACUGGGCCAGAAUGGGUAACGUCGGCUGGUCUUAUCAGGACGUCCUACCAUAUUUCAUAAAAAGCGAGGAUAAUCUUCAAGUGUACAACAUGGAUAUCGGUUAUCACGGAGUUGGAGGACCACUCACGGUUACGCAAUUCCAUUAUCAUCCUCCUUUGAGCUACGCCCUUCUCGAAGCUGGGAAAGAACUUGGAUACGACACAGUGGAUUUGAACGGACGAACACACACCGGAUUUGCCAUAGCGCAAACGACCUCGAGAAACGGUUCUCGACUUUCCACGGCUCGAGCCUUUCUUCGUCCCGCUAGGAAUCGUCCAAAUCUUCACAUCAUGUUGAACUCCACAGCAACAAAGAUUCUCUUUGACAAUAAUAAGAGGGCAGUUGGUGUGGAAUUCGUUCACGAUGGAAAGUUAAAUCGAGUAUCAGUCGCGAAGGAAGUCGUUGUAAGCGGAGGUGCCGUUAACUCACCUCAGAUACUUCUAAACAGUGGCAUUGGGCCACGAGAUGAACUGAAUGCCGUCGGUGUACCCGUAAUUCAUGAUCUUCCCGGAGUUGGCAAGAAUUUGCACAAUCAUGUCGCCUACGCAUUGACUUUCACGAUAAAUGACACUGACACUACUCCGCUUAAUUGGGCUACUGCUAUGGAAUAUCUACUCUUCAGAGACGGACUCAUGUCUGGCACAGGUAUAUCGGAGGUAACAGCAAUGGUCAAUACGAAAUACUCUAAUUCGAGAGAAGAUCAUCCAGACGUUCAGCUUAUUUUUGGUGGUUAUCUGGCGGACUGUGCUGAAACAGGCAUGGUUGGGGAGAAGAAAGGGACAAAUCGUACUAUUUACAUUAUCCCCACUUACUUGCAUCCCAAGAGCCGUGGCUAUCUUCGUUUACGCAACAACGAUCCCGUAUCGAAACCUUUAAUCUAUCCAAAGUACUUGUCCCACCCGGACGACAUAGCUGGAUUAGUCGAAGCCAUUAAAUUCUCGAUUAGACUAUCAGAAACGCAAGCCCUAAAGCGAUAUGGUUUCCAAUUGGAUCGUACACCAGUGAAAAAUUGUCAACAUUUGAAAUUUGGAUGUGACGCGUAUUGGGAAUGUGCUGUGAAACACGAUACAUCACCUGAAAAUCAUCAGGCUGGUUCCUGCAAAAUGGGUCCAGAAGAAGAUCCCUUCGCUGUCGUAGACAAUCAAUUAAGAGUGCGAGGUGUACGAGGUGUUAGAGUAGCCGACACUAGUAUCAUGCCAAAGGUCACUUCUGGCAAUACGAAUGCUCCAGCCAUUAUGAUAGGCGAAAGGGCAGCUGACUUUAUCAAAAGAACGUGGAUCGGUUGAAUGUUAUCAAAUUCUGAAUAUAAGUUUGAUACGAACGUUAGUUGAAGAUAGAUCACGAAUGGUUAUUUUAGAUAGAAAGAAAGGUUUAACCUGUUCUUAAGAUAUUUGUUAAUUAAUGACGGUGACACGAAUAUUGACAUCGAUCGGAUUUUUGUCGAUCGAAUUUUUUACGAAAUCAAAAAAUACUCUAAGUAAUAUACUCGUAUUUCGCCUAAGCGAAUUCGCGUUUGUUAAUUACAAAAUAAAUAUGCAGCAAAUAUAUAGGACGAAAUGAUAUGUUUUUAAUAUUCUUUAAAGUAUGCUCGAGUUACGCUAGUCUCUUAAUUUACUUUACGCGCAUAUAAAUUUAAAAAAAAAAAAAAAGAAAAAAAAUAACUAACUAAUUCCACUUAAACGUAGUUCGCUCGAGUAACUCUUAAUAAAAUGAGUUCGCACAUCUUGUAAGUAAGUAUGAUUAGUAUACUGCCAAGAGACCAGUUUACUUCCCCUUCGGGGAUAUAAACUUGAGCAAGCCUCUUACUCUCCUUAAAGUAGCUACGUUCAUCCAAGAGGGUCAAAUUUCAAAUAGAAAACGAGUAUAUAAAUAAAAGAAAAUAAAAGAAAAAUAUUACAAGA